UUUCCUUGAAUUCUAUAGGCGAGCUUCCUGAAGUUCUCUGGCAAGCUGGUCUACCAUCACCAUCCCCACGCCGUGUGAGUCGGCCAUGUUUAACCGUUCACUUGAUACUAGCAGGAUUCCAGUCCUCAGGUUUGUGUCCUAGUGAACUUGUUUCCUUGUUAUGGUGGGCAGUAUAUAAAUGAUUUAUUGUGGAUAGCUCAUGCCUUUGUUUGAAGUAUAUACAUGGUUUAUCAUGGGUAAAUUUCUGAACUGGAAACCAAAAUUAUUUGUGCACCAUUUUGGGAGGCCAUGGCAAGAGGAUUCCAUGAGAAGCUCAUGUCAAAGCUUUGUGAAGAGCAGAGAAGUUGGAGAGGCUGUGGCCUCUGCUUCCUCCUGACGUUCCUCUGGUUUUGGUCCCCCACUGAAGGUAGCUCUGUCAACUGUGCUCUGGACGUGUGUACACAGAAAAUGAUUAAAAAGAAAAUAUAUUUUCUUGCUGUUUAAUCAGGGAAUUGCAGUUUAUUGUAGCACUCAUUUAAAUGCUCACAGACUAUGAUCACCAACAGAUGACCUUGCAAUGAAAAGGAUUAAACAGCCAAGCCACCUACACUGGAGUUAAAAAAACCCCCAUAAAUUGAUUAAGCAGUUGUCAACCAGAUCUGAGAGCUAAAUCAAAGUGUGACUAGCAUUAGUGUAAUAAUUAUUGACAUGGCAAUCCAGGUUUUGAAAGAUGUUUGUUACUAAAAGAAAAUCUUCAGACAUCUCAACAUUUCCCCUGUAAGUUCUGUUCCUAGGAAUCUCUCAAGAAUUUGUCCUAGCCUGAUAAUGCAUUUCCAUGUCACUCUAUGUGCUGAAACAAGGAUAGUUCAUGAACUAUCAGUGACACCCAUUGUGAAUUGAUGUUUUACAUAUUCUGAGAUCUGGACUUUGUGGCAUGUUUAGAGAUGACAACAUGCUGUUCAUCAUACCAGUCUCACAGAGGAACUCAUUUCGGGUUGGUUUGGAUAUGGCACGAGUCACAGCAUCCUGAAUAACUGGGCUUCAGCAUCAGGCUCGAUGCAGCCUGUUCCCCUCCAAUUUUUCCUGUUGUUGUCUUGUAUCUGAUGCAUUGCUACAUUUUCCAGUUAUAUAAAUUUAAGUUUUGCAGGUACUUCCGCUAAUCAGGAGACAAACACUUUGGGCGUUGCUUUUAUGCCUUUUCCAUCCAUUAUGGAAUUUCUGCUAGGUGCUGCAAUGGCCAGAGUGAGAAUAUUACCAUCAAGAAUGGUGCAUGAGAAUUUGCACUUUUUGAAACACAGAUUUGAGAUCCAGUGACUUGGACCUUUCCCUUUCAGGUAUUCUCAGUUCCUAAUUGGUCUAUAGCAAGUCACAAGAAUGUUAAACGUUGCAGGCAAUCAGUCCAUGUCAUCUCAAAUGGUAGAAUCUUGUUCAGCUACACUCAUCUCAGGUUACAGUUGUUUGGCCUCUGUGUGUGUCUGUGGAUUUAUUCUGUUGUUUUGGGUUUGUUUUUUUUUUUCUUCUCAGAGAAGUGUAGGUUCCUAAUCUCAUUGAUCUGGUUUCUUCAUAUUAGAUCAUGUUACAAAUUCCAAAUCAGAUUACAAUACAAUCAGAUUAGUUUCUUCUCCUUAAACAGAACAACUUAAAUGUCUGGACCUGGUACUUAAAAACAUAUUUUGGAGAAUUUGUCUACUUUGAGUGUGCAGAAGUAGCAGAGCACUCAGUAUUGAAUGUAUCAUCCCCUUAAUGUUAUUUCAAGGAAUCUUUCUGUAGUUAGUAAGCAGCGGAUUAAACUAAUAGCCUGAGAAAGCAGUUUUCAGGAGAACACUCUGGCAGUUGCAAUGUCACUGCUGUUCCCACUGUAAGUUUCCUUUGCCUUCUUCGAAAACUCAUGUGAACAGGGUAUAUCACACGGUCUGCACUCCAAGCUUGUUUUAUGAUCUGGCACUACAUUUCUAGGAAGCACAUUACUCAUCUGAGUCAGACGUGUCUCUCUUUUGUAUCAAAACAUUCAAUUACUUAUGAGAGCUUCACUUUUCAGUAAAAGGUGUUGUUUCUGUAAAUGUAUGAAUUUGUUUCAGGCCAGAGAAUGUUGGCACCAGGCUUUGAAGAAAGCUGUAUUGCAUUCUCGUAUUUUCAGCUGCUAAAUUAUGGGCAAUUAAUUUAAGGUGCAGUCCUCAUACUAUAGAAAGGAUAUUUUCAAGGUCUUUAUGGCUGGAAUCUUUGGUCCCACUAGACCAUUUUCAAAGCCCUCAAAAAGCACUGGAACUGAAUCGGAGCUAAAUACUCCUCCAUUUAGUUUAAUAAUAAUAAUAAUCAUCAUCAUAAUUUCUCUAGUUAUCUGCAGAUAUUAAGCAUUUAACGUGGCAUUGAAUAUUUAUGCUGUACUUAAGAUGUAGUGCUUAAAAAAUUCACUGAAGACUUGAGCAAAGUAAAAACAUUCUGUUCUUAUUAUUUCUGAUAUUAAAAUUAACAACAAAAAAGUAUGAGUCAGCAUUAUUGAUAUUUGAAUGGACCAUACAUUAGAAGUCCCAAAUUGUGCCAAUUACUCGUUUAAGAACUGUCAUUGUGGCAGAAUAGUUAAUCAAAUGGCCAAGGAAAACAUUUCAAGUCUUUUAAAUGAAACUGUGAUAGGUGAAAAUAUAUAUUCAGGUCAGAAUAUGUCCUAAUAAACUAUAUAACCUUUUUCUUGUUUAGCUGAAAACAUCUUCUUUCCAGUGUUUUGUUUGUUUUUGCAAGAGCCGAUCUGAAUUUUAUUGUAGAUAAAGCAUACUUACCAAAGGAACCCGUUAAUUGUAAUAGCAAGCGACAUACAAGGAUGCAAUUUGACCACACGGUGGAGCUUUCUGCUUUCUGCAGGAAAAAAUGUUCAUAAGAGAAGUCUGACUGCCAGACUCCUCCAGCAGAGAGAGCUGUGAAGUCCAAGUUCCAGAAAAACUGUUCUUUAUGGAGAUUUAUGCUUCUAUGUGCAACAAGAGACGUGGAUGGCUUGUUUUCUGUUGUGUUUUGGUGGUUGUUUGUCUUUGUUUGUCUUGUAGGUUUUUUGGUUGCUUGGGGGUGGAAGGUGCUGUGGGGUGUUUUCUUGUCUGUUUGGGGUUUUUGUUAGUCUAGGGUUUGUUUGUUUGUUUGUUUUUCCCUGGGCCUGGAAGUUGCAUCUAAGGGUGAAACUAAUUAUCAACACAUUUAAUUCAGACCAGCAAAUUCCAGUUUAUUUCCAGCAUUAUGGUUGCACUCUUAACCCAUUGUCACAUGCAUAUGAAGGGGUUCUCAGCCUAUGCAUCAUCCCUAGGUGCAUCAAAUUCAUCAUACAUACACAUUUCUUUCACAAAUAAAAACAGUAACCUAUCCUCACCCUCUUUCCUCACUGGAUUUCUGCCUACAAGAAGUUCAUUGUAUGUUUUGCCUUGCUCUGAGUUCAUCUUGUGUCGUACUUGACUUGGAUCGCAUUGAAAGGAAAGGCUAAGGACCAGCAGCAGAUGCAGAAACGUUACUUAAUAAAUUGCUAAUCCAUCCUCAUUAACAAAGAAGUCCUUCCAGAGUGGGUAUUAAGAGAAAAAGCUUUUGAUAUUUGUGCAGACUUAAGAGAACAUCUGUGUUUGUGAUGGCAGCAGAUUCAUUGCGUGACAAUAGAAAUGAAGCCUCAAAGAAACAUCCUUUUGCCAAUAAAAGAUUUUUUACAAGAAUCAUCUUUCAUUGUUCUUUUUCUUUUUGCUGAUUUUUUAACUUUUAUCUUUUCUUACCUAUUGGUAGACAUGUUACCCCAUUAGAAAUGAGCGCUCAUCUUAAAAGAACUAAUCAGAUCAUACACUAAUACUUUCAGCGGUUCUGUUCUCUCACUAACUUUUCUGUCCUUUGAAUUAGAAUAUGAAGUUAAAGGUCUGUCUGUACAUACAAAUGCUCAGGCUGAAUUAAAUAACCUCCUAAUUUGGGAUUGGUUCAGUUUAAUUCUUUAGGCAAUUAAACCAGUUACCCAAUUAAACAAAUCAGUAUUAGCUACAGCUAAGAUGAUUCACGAGUAUGCAAAGGGAUUGCACUCAUUUAAUUAAACCUACAAAAAACUAUUUAAUUCCAUUGAUAUAAUGUCUGCAUUUAGGUUUCACCUCAGAAACAUUUGUAAAUUGUGAAAAGAACCACAGAUCUUAAAACUUUGAGAACAUAUGUUUUUUAAAAAACAUGUGAAAAUUAUACUUUGGGACUAGAAAAUAACUUCACAAUUAUACCACAAGCAGGAAAAGACAAAAAAAAAGGUCAAAAUGAAGCUGAUCAGUCUAAUUUUGUCAUGCAAUAUUAAUGAAAAACUAAAUAUUAAUGACAGGUCAUGAGCCACGAUUCUAUUAUCAAGACUUAAACUGCUUUGCAUGAGCUGAGCUGUAGAGGAUGUCCACAUGCAUCUUCAUAGCACAUCUCAGAUCUUAGAUGAGUGAAUUUAGCUAAGCCCAUGCUGUCUAUUAUAGGGCUUUUUCAAAGCAUUCCACCUACGCAGCAUAUUAAAAAAUAUCAUGAGACUAGUGAACACAAUAGAGGAACUUACAAAAAGUAGCAUGUGUUUAAUGUGUGCUGGCAGGAAGGAGAAGAUCAUUUCCACAGUAUCUACUUACAUAAUUUGAGGUUUUUCUUCUAACUUCCGGGCUUAAACACUUGACCUCUGUGACUUCAAUGAUAACAUUUAAUUCUACAGCAGAAUAAGGCUUAUGUAUUUGCAGCAUAUGAGGUCCUUGGAGGUAAGGACUGUUUUAAAUAUAUAUAAUAUUAUUAUUUUGUUAACAUUUACUUGAUGUUUGUAAGCCAAAUUUUGUGGGUUUUGCAUUGUUUUUAUAAUCCUUUUGCACUGAGGAUAGCUCACACAAAAGCCCCCAAAUCCAAACAAGCAAAAAAUCCAAGAUCUUUACUCUGCACAAAUGGUUUAAGGAACGAUCUUCCCUUGAAGAUGUGUGUUUUGUGCUCUCUUCUAAAAACUAGGCUAGAAACAUUUAAUGCAAAGACUAUGGGUCUGACUUACCAUCCACUGAAGUCAGAGGCAGAAAAGUGAUUUUAUUCAUCACUGUAGUGCUCCUUCUGUUCAGCUGAAUCACAUCAAUUCAGAACGCUUAAAAGCUCUAUAACUUUCUUUUUUCCUUUUGAGACAAAAAGCUACUAUGAGAAAAUUUGUUAUGUUGAAAAAGUGAGGGUGCUAAUGGAUUAUUAAGCAUCUGGGCGAACCUUACUAGACAGGUUUUCCUUGGGAUAACUCAAUUUAAUAGAGUAUAAUAGAAUUUUCUAGUAUAUGUUAAAGUCCAAAUGUUGAUGUGUAAAAGCAAAGAAUGAAAGUCCCUUUGAGAAAUCUACUUGAUUAUUUGAAAUUGCUGUAACCUUAUAACUCCUUAUUCCAGUGAUGAGAUAAUGACAUAAUUUCAAAGUGGGUGGCUUAGUGUAAUACACGUUUCAUUUAGAUUCUUCCUAAUAGGUGACGUUUAUUGAAAGCUGACUUUUGAACCGUGUUCUGUGCCUUGUGCUAUCUAUCUGCCUUGGAGCCGUUGGACAUUGUAAUUACAUUUUGCUUCAUUUCCUGUAUAAUUUAUGUGGAAAUCCUUCCAUGGUAGGAAAGUACAAAGCCCAGAUAAUGAGAACAUGCCAACGUAUAAGAUUUAGGGUGGUUGUUUAGACUGCAGCUCAAACAGCCCAUGACUCAUGCACUUCCAAGGUCAUCCAGCACAUAGUGCGCUCAGGCAGCACAGCUCUUCUGAGAGUGUAUAAAAUAAAAACAUUUUGCUGUUAUUAAUAAACAUCAAUCUUAACAUCAUUAUUUCUAGAAAUAGAGGUGUGUCUUAUAGGUAGAGUAAGAAGAAAUGCCAAACCUUUGUGUUGAGUUACUGUGGCAUUUAGCCACUGGCACACUGUGUGAAGAAUAUUAAGAAUAGUUUUGUGCCAGGGCAUAAUGUUUUGAAGUCUCCAAAGCUUUGCUAAAUUGUUUUGUUACUCUUUCCGACUUUUCCCCUUGGCAGUUUCUUGAUAUGACUAGAUGGGGGGUUUUAAUUAAUGUGUUUCUUAAUGCCUUUCCUCUCCCCCCCCAGUCCUUUAGAAAACUCCUGUAGCUAAAUCACGAUACUGCCAGUUCCUCUUGUUACCAGCCUGGUCUAAAUUACAUCCAGAGACAAUAAGCUGUAUUUGUUUUCUAUGCUAAGGUAUUGUAUAUCUUCAUUAUGCAUUGUUGGCUUCAAGAGUUUGUGGAAUUUGUCUAGGUAGAAUCUCUGAAUCCUGUUUUAAUACUGCAGACUCUGUAUAUACCUGGAUGUCUUUCAUUACAUUCUUACCAUAUAUUUCAUGUGCUAAGAAGCAGAAAUGGGCCACACGACAAGUGCCAGUGAGCAUGUUGGCCACCGAAAGUGACGUUUCAUUCGCUUUGCCUCCUUGGUCUACUGACAAAGUUUGCUCCAAAUUACCUGUAGCAAAACUAAAGGGAGCAACUUUCCACAGAGUACAGAGAGACUAUAUUCAUUUACUUUCUGUGAUUGUAAGUUCCUUGAACUCUUCUUCUUUUCUUCUAAAAUAUGAAAUUUCUUUUUAUUAUUUAUUUGUUAAAUGUUCUAAAAUUAUCUUCUUCAUUUUCACUGAAUCCUAGGUCUGGCUUGUAAUGACUCAAGUAAGUCUGGAAAAUAAUUUGGUUACAGUGCUUUCAAAAAGGUCUCUGGUGAAAUGAAUAUGUCUGUGGGAUGCGCGUCAUACUGCUGGAUAGAAAAAACAGCACAAAAUACAGGUUCUCUUGUAGGAGAAGUAGCUACAGCCUGUAACACCUGAAAAAUAAGUUCUCAUAUGGUGCCUAAUUACUUUCUUGCCACCUGAAAGGAAAGAGCUGCAAGUCCCAGGGACAGUGUGUCAUGCAAACUAGGGCAGUGCUGCAAACCGGGUGCAUCAGUGUUGUAAGAGCUAUUGGGGCCUCCUCUGCCUCACUGUGGAUACCCGGCUUGGCAUGUGGCUGCUUCUGUUUGUUCCCAUCUCCUCUCUGCUCCCCUUCUAUUUGUCCUUAGCCACUGUCUUAGCACCAGGCUCUAAAAUGCUCUCGACAAUCUUCUGAAUUUGAUAUACUCUGAUGUGAAUUGUACUGUCACAGAAAUGUAUAUUUUAAUAGUCAUGAUACUCAUCUAUGAAUAAAAAUAGUCAGGAUGAUAUAAGAUCAGUUAACUGCACAGGCGGAGCUUUUUAACGGAAUAUUUUUCAUGUGGAAUGUGAAUUCACAAAGAAUAUUGAACCACGAUGGGAGUAUUCCCCUUGAUGGAAGUCUGAUAAAUGUCAGCAAGAAUUAUGAAUGUGCUGAAAUUGAAGAGCAAAACAUAGUGUAUGAAAUUAAACUGUCCAAACAGGCUUAUGGGGAGACAAUGAUUUAACAAAGUUCAGUAGAUCAAUUUUACUCUCAGUAAGUGAAGACAACGGCUUUGGCAUUGUUACCCUGGAAAUCCCAUAACUGCUCUUACAUCCAGCUGCACAUCUAUGAUAUCUCUGGGGACUAAACAGGUGAACUGAGAUUGUAAUUUGAGAAUGGAAUGUCUUUCAAGUCCAACUGGAUUGUCUUUUGAUCUUAGUUCUUUCAGUUCUAAAAAUAAAUGUCCUCAAACUGAGGAGUUUCAGUGUUUCCACAUGAACUUGGAUGCUGUACAGCAUCGUUACUGAUCACUGGUUUCUAUGGGGUUGAAUGUUUUUAGCACUACUGAUAAUUAGUUCACUUAAAGAUGCACAAGUCUCCUUUUUUCAGUGCUUCCAAAUACCUUAUUUCUCACCUGUUUUAUGUACUGAAGGAUCUGGAGAAAUAAUAUUCGCUUGCUGCAAUUUAAACUGAAAGUCCAUGGGAAUGGACAAGCAUGGAGAAUAUAGCCUGCUGUUUGCUUGAAUUUUCACUAAGCAGAGUUCGCCAACCCAGAUUUUUCCUGGAUAAAUGUUUGAAAAUGCAAAAUGAUCCUAUGGAUUAAAUUUGAGGCUUCCUGUUACACACAGGGAGCUGCCACUAAGUUUUGCAAUAAAAGGUUAAUGUCCUGGUUUACAUUCAGUUAAUGGUAAUUGAAAUCAAAUCUAUAAUCCUUGUAGUAUUCAUUCAGAGUAAAACAAACCCCAGUAGGUUUCUGGAUUCAAUAGAGCAUAUUGAAAUAGGCAGCUGGGUGUUCUGGCUGCUAAACUGCUGAGCUGAAAGGCAAAACCAAAACCUUCUUUGUGAUUCAAGUGAACGCUUCAGUUCUUUAAAGAGGCCAUUGCAGGGGUCAUGGGCAACAGAGGAUGGCACCAACUUCAAGGAUGAGCUCUUGAAGACUGCUUUUUGUUUUCUCUUGAAAAGCACUGUGCAUCCUUCCGUCAGGUGGGCUCUGAAUCCGUGAUUGCUGUUUGUUGUGCUUUUAGUGUUCGGUAGUAACUUCAGAUUAUGUAUGUGGUUCCAGCACUGGCAGUAUUAGAGCUAUAUAAAUAUCAGGCUCAAAUUGUUGCUUGGUUUUUUAGACUUCAGGCUUCCUUCUAACAAGCAGAAACAAAACUAAUCUUCCUUGUUGACAUGUUAAGAUAUACUCCCUAAUUAAAUCUAUGUAAGUCAUAAAUGUUAGCAUUUUAAUGGGUUUGGUAGUGCUGUACUACCAUCAUAUUAAAGGAUACUGCUUUAUCUGUGAAAUGUAGUAAUUUAUGUGCGCUACCAAUGAUGAUAAAUCUUAAUCUCUCCAGUGUGGUUCCUUCAAAAGAAAACUAAAGUAUCCAAAAGCCCAGGGGGAAGUAGGAAUAGUAAUACAGAGGCAGAAAUAGCUGAGUUUCUCUCCUGUAUUUUUAAGAGAUCUAGCUUAUGUUCUCUGAGGGAUUCAGGACAUUACUGUGUCAAAACCUACCUUGUGGGUGUACAGAAGUUUUCCUUAAGUGUCUAUCUGCUGCAUGAGUUCAACAUUUCUGCACAUAGCUGGAAUAAGCAGGCAGCUAAUGGACUUUAGUAGACGGCCUGACUAGAGAAGCACUUAUUCUCCUGAGUUAAGGCAGCAGAAUCUGGCCCCCAAUGCUUUGCUGACAGCUGAGGUGCCAAGGAACAAUUACAGUCAUGGAAAUAUAUUUGAACUCACACUGUUGGUUUUCAGUUGUAAAAUGGAAAGCAUAUCUUGCAGCAAGUCAAAAAAAAUGAUGAUGUGGGCAUAUUUGCAGUACACUCUGUGCAUCAAAGCUCUAAGGGAUGUUUCUGGCAUUCAGAGUGGUUCCUCUGUUGUUGCUCUUUCCAGCUGGAAAGAGGUGAGAAGCCUUUUUGGUGGAGACAUGUUUCUGGGCUGAUACCCAUUCCUUUUGGCUGUUUGCUUUUACUUGAUGAAUGGUCUGACACCCUGAGAGGAUGGUAGGUUGCUUCUUCCAUCCUGUGAUCUAGAAGACGAACAGGUAAACCUUUCCAGCGCUGGUGGAUUAAAGUAUGGUACAGGCAGUUUGAUAUCUCAAAGCUCUAACAGCCUCUAUUUUACAGAUUUCACUAUUAAAAUAACAAAAUGCAUGGCAGAAAAAAGUAAAAUUUAUUAUGGUCCAUCCUUCUUGGGAAGCUGGAAAUUGGAGCCCAAACCCUUUAGUCUCUGUUGUGUACAAGAGAUGCUCAGAAUGGAGCUGGGACUAGCAAGUUCAGUUCCUGGAAGAACCCGUGUAGUAAGUAGAACGUGGCUAAUUGGUGUUUCCACCAAUGGAUUUUAUUAGGUUUACGACUCAUGUACAUGUGACAAAAGAAGGGGUGAAAGAGGUGGUGCAGAAUACAGCUGCCUGGUUUUACUGAACGCUGAAUAGGGGCAUUAGGGGCAUUUCUUUAUCGUUUGGAUGCUCUUCUGCCUUGUGUUAAUGGAACUCCCAGAUUUCUGGGGAAGCCUCAAACCGGACACACCUGGGGCUCUGGGAUUUACUAUUGGCUACAUUUUGGAAAUGCAGAGUCAUUUUUAUAUGGUCCUUCCUUGUCAUCUAAAAAGUGUGGAGUGAAUUACAUGAAAUGGACUUACUCUUUCAAAACUGUAAAGCUAUGUAAGCAACUCUCGGACUAUAAAUAAUGAGGCUUGUUACUACUUAGUCCUGUAGUUAUUUACAUAAGUAUACUACAAGGGGAAGAACCAUGAUUAUGGAAAAGUAACAUUUCUCAGCAAGUGGCAAUAUUUUACACUAACUGAAGGCAGAGGGAAAAAGCAGCCUGUGCUAUUCUCUACAGGAAAUCUAGCAGAGAGAACUUAAUGUUCUUUCUUGUCAGAGGCUGCAAAUAAAAGUUAACUACAGCAGACCAUUGAUUUAUGUAACUGAAACCCUUGCCGCACUCCGCACAGAGCUAUUAAGGAGAGAAAAUACCAAGUUAGGAACAAGUAAAGACUCUCUGUAAACUUUUCCUUUCUCUCCCAUGUUCUGAGAGUCAGAUUAUGGCCAGAGAAACUAAUCAUAUCAAGUUUUCUUGAUCUGUUUUAACAAUACAACCCAGAAUACCCACAACAGGAUGGGAAAUGAGGCCUGAAAGUGCAAGAAUUUGCCCCAGAACAUGCAGAGAGGCAGAGCAGUUAUUUAAGACAGGGUUCUCGAGCUCACAGCACCAUCCAUUUGAUGUCUUUUAAAGUGAUUCUCUGUUAAAUACACUUUUAGUAUCUAUUAAAUUAAUUUUGUAAUAAAAUUAAGUAGUAGAGCUGAAGAAAUUGAAAAUGUGCAUCAGAUGGUAAUGUUUUCUAGUGUUUUAGCUCUAGGAAUUGCCAUUAGUAUGAUCAAUAAUCCAGGCAAUGCUUAUUUUAAGUGUAAAAGAUGAUACAGUAAUUAAUGGAAUUGAACAUAAUUAAGAUACAGCUAUUGAGAAAAAGUUAAUUGCUCAGCAAUCUGUCUGAAUAGCAGGUAUUUUGAUACUUCUAAAAGAAAAGCUGUAAAUUUAGGUACAACAAGGGGAGGUUGUGGAGAGGUUGGGGCCGGGGCCCAGGAAAGCAGCAGCCGCAUGUUGUGUCAGGGCUGUUCUCUGGGAAAGGGUCUGGAAGUCCUGCAAGAGAAGGACAUUGCAUUUUUCUGUUUAUCAAGGCCAAAAUGCAAACUGUCUUGCUUUACUGAAGCAAGAACGUUCUUCUCAAGCACAUGAAGCGAAGAUAUCAACAGCAUGUCCAGAGUAGUCCAACGCGGUAGAGUGUGAUGGCACUUUGAGGGAAAACACCUCAUCCACAGCAAGGCAAAUUUGGCUGUGAAUUAUAACCCACAGCUGGCCAACCCUUGGACUCUGCUCCCUACCUCACUUCUGGGCAUCUCACCCCAAAGUUGCCUGGCAGGGGCUGCUGUGUGCUGCCGCUUUAAGGCAGUGCCAGGCAGCAGGUCCUGUCUGCGGGAGCAGCAGGCAGCGAUGCAGGCGGCGAUGCAGGCAGCAAACCUCUGCUCCGCAGGACUCGCUGUCACUUGCUGCUCUCAACUUAAUAACAUUUGGCUGCUUGCGAGACAUCUGACCGGCAAGCUAAAGGCUUCCUUCUAGCACAGCAGAGUUCCACCUGCUGCGGGCACAGCUGCCAGCAUGGCAGCAGCGACGGGCUCUCCUGCCACAAAAACUGCCAAGUCCUGCAAAAAGUAUCGCACGGUGAAGCGGCACGCCGGCAUCUACACCUACCAGGAGCCACCCCACAGCAACUCAGAUGAUGAUAUUGGUGAAGAAAAGGCUGAGAGCCAUGACCCAGAGCAGAUCUUUCAGAACAUCCAGUACCAGAAGGAGAUUAUCUCCAACAUCCGCUGCCGGCCGUGGCCGAUGAGGCAGAAGCUGAGGGCACUCAGACAGGCAAAGGAGAUUGUGCUGAAGUAUGAAGGGAGGCUCACGAGAACAAGAGGUUAUCAAGCCGCUGGUGCAGAGCUUUGGAGGAAGUUUAUUCGACUUGCAUAUAAUUUUGUGGUAAUCUUUAUUCCUUGGGAAAUGAGAAUUAAGAAAAUCGAGAGUCAUUUUGGGUCUGGAGUUGCCUCUUACUUCAUCUUCUUGAGAUGGCUAUUUGGAAUCAAUAUCGUACUUACCAUAAUGACAGGAGCAUUUGUAGUCUUACCAGAGCUCCUGGCCGGAGCCCCGUUCGGCAGCACCGUCAGCAAGACCAUUCCCAAGGAGCAUAUUGAAUCUGCUCAAGACCUGGACACCAUCUGGUCACUUGGGGGCUACCUCCAGUACUCCGUGUUGUUUUAUGGCUACUACGGUCGUGACAGAAAGAUUGGGAAAGCUGGAUAUCGGCUGCCUCUUGCCUACUUCCUUGUUGGAAUGGCAGUGUUUGCUUACAGCUUUAUCAUUCUCUUAAAAAAAAUGGCAAAGAACUCAAGAAUGAGUUUAGCAAGUGCCUCUGAUGAAAAUUACACUUUCUGUUGGAGACUGUUCUGCGCUUGGGACUAUUUAAUAGGAAACCCCGAAGCUGCAGAGAGCAAAGCUGCUGCCAUAGUUAAUAGCAUUAGGGAAGCUAUAUUGGAAGAGCAGGAAAAGAAGAAAAGCAAAAACUUGGCAGUGACUAUAAGCUUAAGAAUUAUUGCAAACAUCCUUGUGCUUCUUUCACUUGCUGGUAGUAUUUACAUCAUAUACUUUGUUGUGGAUCGAUCCCAAAGGUUAGAGCGCACCAAAAAAGAACUGACUCUUUGGGAAAAAAAUGAGGUAAGUGUGGUUGUGUCACUGAUUACAAUGAUUGCACCAUCUGCUUUUGAACUUGUGGCAGCUCUGGAGAUGUAUCACCCAAGGACAACUCUUCGCUUCCAGCUUGCUAGGGUUCUUGUCCUAUACCUUGGAAACCUCUACAGUUUAAUCAUUGCUCUCCUGGAUAAAGUAGACAGUAUGAGUGUCACUGACUCUGACAUUAACAACGAUGCAAGUAAUUCAACCAACUUCUUGGCAACUAAAAAUUUUUCUAAAUAUUACAAUUUAUCUACAACUAUUCCUGAUGUACAAAUUAAAAGAAACAGCAUGGUGCCAUUGGAAGAGAGUCAUGGUCAAGGCUCAACAGUCUCUGCCUCACUGGUUAACAAAACCGUUUCCUCCGUCACCCAGAACCCACAGGAUCAGUGCUGGGAGACAUAUGUUGGUCAAGAGAUGCUAAAGCUUUCAAUUAUCGACAUGAUUUUCACAGUCGCAAGCAUCCUGCUGAUUGAUUUUUUUCGUGGACUGUGUGUCCGAUAUUUAAGUGAUUGCUGGUGCUGGGAUCUAGAAAGCAAGUUUCCAGAAUAUGGAGAAUUCAAAAUUGCAGAGAAUGUCUUGCAUUUGGUCUACAACCAAGGAAUGAUCUGGAUGGGAGCUUUUUUUUCACCUUGCUUGCCAGCAUUCAAUGUUCUCAAGUUGAUUGGACUCAUGUACCUGAGGAGCUGGGCGGUGUUAACAUGUAAUGUCCCACAUCAGCAGGUUUUCAGAGCAUCUCGAUCCAAUAAUUUCUACUUGGCCAUGUUGCUGUUCAUGUUGUUCUUAUGCAUGUUACCAACAAUUUUUGCUAUUGCCCGAUAUAAGCCAUCUUCAAGCUGUGGUCCCUUCAGUGGACAAGAAAAAAUAUAUGAUAUCGUUUCUGAAACAAUUCAACAUGAUUUUCCUGCAUGGUUCAACACAGUGAUUACUUACAUCAGCAGUCCUGUGGUUGUCCUCCCUGCACUACUACUUUUAUUCAUGCUAAUCUAUUACCUACAAAGUAUUGCAAGAUCAUUAAAAUUCACCAACAAUCAACUGAGGAUGAAGAUCCAAACGGAAAGAACUGAAGAUAAGAAAAAGGUGGUUCAGAUGGCAGUAGCCAGAAUCCAAAAUCUGGAUGGGAAUGACAAGAGACCUGAGCAAGAAACUGAUAUUAUCAGCCAGGAGUCUUCUGUUCGGACCUCAACUCCCCGAAAGAAUGGCAGUGUCUUAAAUUUUGAAUCUCCUGUGAGCAAAGGCACCAGAAUACAAACCAUUUCCCAGUCUGUGCCCCAAACUGUGCCUUCAACUGAUGUUGCAAGACCUGUCAACACAACUCCCGCAACUUCAAUCUCCUUAACACCAGCUCCCUCAGUAUCAAGUGUACAGAAACCAAGGAACAACCAUAUCACAAACAGAUACCCAAGCGUUGUGCAUGGGAGUGCAAGUGAGCUCUGUAAAACAAAGCCCUACACACCAGUGACUUUCAAGAAGCACACUGAAGAUGUUCAUUCUGAGCCUCUCUUUAGAAAGGGCAUUCGGCAGGUAAAUCCGGAUACUCUUGGGGCAGGGGCUCCUGUUUUUGUGGGACGUAGACCAUACACUACCAGAUACUUUGUUGUUAAUGAAAAUGAGUCCCACAAAAAAUCACUCCGUUCUACCUCCCGACUCCAAAGGCACUUCAGAAAAGAUGAAUCGGGAGACAUUAUUGAGUUGUAUCCACGCAAUGUCAGAAGAUAUGUGGUUCGAACUCCACACCAGAUGUAUUCCCCUCAUCCCAGUGAAGAUGAGGAGGAUGAAGAGGAACUUGAGAGAGAAUUCAUUAACAGAUCCCAUCGCCCUCGCUCACUGUCUGAUCUUCGCCCAGCACCACGAUUUUACAUUGGGGAACGUGCUGAUGGCCACAUUCUUAUGAGCAAAGAUCUAGCCAGAGUGCAUUACAAAUCCUGGGAUGAUGGUUUUGAGCUGGAUCUGGACAGGCCUCCAUAUGCUUACAAAAAAGUGCACCUGAACUAUGCCGAGCCACGUGUGAAACCAAAAUCAAAGCAAAAGCUGGAGCAAUCUCUAACAGAAUCUGAUUCCAUUUCCAUUGAAUCCAGCAGUGAUCCGCAGAACAGCAGCAACGACCAGUAUAUUCAGGUCAUUCAUAGCAAGGAAAAGUAUCCAAAACCUGGGACAAAACUCACCAAAAAUAAACCAAAAAACAGUGUUGAUCUAAAUAUGUCUGAGCCUAAUGAACUGGUAUGUUCAAAUGUCUGAGAAAGUGCCCCAGCGUCUUUGUGUUUUGAACAAGUAUACAUGCACUUGUUGUACUUGCUGUUCGAGGUCUAUCAGAAAAACUACAACAUAGUCUUUGCAGCAACAGUGUAUGCAGCCACUUGCAGUGGGAAAAGCAUAAAAUAGCCUUGUAGCUUACUGUUAACUGUACCUUGCUUUGCUAUCACAACAGAUACGUUGAAUAAUUUAUAAGAGAAAAUUAUUGCAAUUUUUUUACUUACUAUUAUGCUGUUAAAAACCAAACCUCCACAUAGUGGAAAAUCAAAAGCUAUGUACUUGGGGCACUUUAAUUAAACCAGUACAAAAAUA
Columba livia (rock pigeon) is the source of this 15130-nucleotide messenger RNA. RefSeq names its product transmembrane channel like 3 (gene TMC3). Gene Ontology annotation, molecular function: mechanosensitive monoatomic ion channel activity. The coding region runs from base 11450 to 14803 and encodes 1117 amino acids. The transcript has 22 exons. Gene Ontology annotation, cellular component: plasma membrane. The record is from RefSeq and is a predicted model, not a curated record. NCBI's taxonomy places the organism in Eukaryota, Metazoa, Chordata, Aves, Columbiformes, Columbidae.